This is a messenger RNA of Gekko japonicus, 3589 nucleotides long. RefSeq names its product CUB domain containing protein 1 (gene CDCP1). The transcript has 8 exons. The record is from RefSeq and is a predicted model, not a curated record. Lineage: Eukaryota; Metazoa; Chordata; Lepidosauria; Squamata; Gekkonidae. Bases 98 to 2419 code for a protein of 773 amino acids.
GGAGUCGCGCGGUCCGCCGGGCGCGGAGAGGGGCGGGCGGCCGGGGAAGUCGCUGGCCGGCGGAGCGAAGGGGGCGCUGCUCCCCAGAUGCCCAGAGAUGGCUGCGGACCGGGGGCUCGCGCGGGGGCUGCUCCUCCUGCACCUCCUGCUGGCUCUGCGGUGCCUCCCGGGGGCAGAUUGUAUGUCAAGACACUGCCCCUUUGAAGAUGUUCUUCUUCAGCCCUCCGGAUUACCUAACCUUAACAAGACAUUCAUUUGGGAUGUUAAAGCUGGUAGGAAAGAUGCACUAGUACUGAAGUUUGCGACAUGGCUAAGACAGGUGGAACCUGGAGACGCUUGCCACGAUCAAGUUGUUUAUAACAUCGGCAGCCGUUUUGACACCAACACAGUCAACAUUGGAUUUUUCUGCAGAAAUGGUCCCGUUUCUCGGGUGAAGGUGCAAGGGGAAGUAAUCGUGACCCUACAGCUUCCUUGGGAUUCGAAACUUAACACUUCUGGCUUUAAGAUAGAAAGCAGGGAUUCCAUAAAAAGAUUGUGCAUUAUAGAAUCAAUGUUUCUGAGUGAAUCAUCUGUAACCUUGAUGUCUGCCAACUAUCCCUCGGGCUUCCCAGAAGAUGAGCUCAUGACGUGGCAGUUUAUCGUGCCACCUAGUUUGAGGGCCAGCGUCUUCUUCCUCAACCACACCAAACCAAAUUGUGAACGGAAAGAACAGAGACUGGAGUACCUCUUACCUGGAUAUGAUAACCCUGAGGUGUAUUCACUGAAUGAUGCACAGCCAAUGAGUAUUCCUGGUAACUUCAGCCUUUCCUUGCAAGGCUGUGAUCAAGAUGAUCAGAACCCUGAGGCUCUUCGCCUGCUCUUUAAAGUUGAUGUUCACUACCCUAAAAAUGAGGAAAAUGUAUCCUUCACGAUUGACCUUAGGCAUGAUGACAUUAAUGUUACAAUUUAUACAAACUCACCACAGUCCGGAUCCCAUUCGGAGAAUAAACCUGCGUGCUUAAUCUGCAGAAGUUCUAGACACUGUGGACCCAACGUGACGUUAGCAUCUGGAGACUCGUCUUCGAUAACCAUUCUGUGCCGCAAAAAGGAUGUACCCAACAAUGUAAAGAUGAUUGCUGAAAAAUCUCUAGCCUGUUGGAAAUCCAGGACCUGUCAAAACAGAGUGUUUCCUGUAGCUGUACCAAAGGCUCUUCUUGGGUUGCCAGUCCCACUUGACAUGUUUUUCUGGAAAAUUACAGCACCUGAAGACACCAACAUAGAACUGAGGGCUCCAGCCUUGAAACUACAGCAACAUAUCCCCAACCAACAACACAAAUGCACUGGAAGUUACAGUUAUGCCAUUAAUGGGACCACCCCAGGGAAAAUCUUAACAUUUGGUAUAUACUGUCCAGGGGGAGCCAUUGAAAAAAUCCAGAUAAGGAACAACGUCACCAUAAGCCUGAAGACAUUUGGGACAGGUUUUGAUGAAGCUGUUCGUAAUCAGGACCUGAAGUUGGUUUUUGUGCCAGCAAUAAAAGAAGACUGCAUAUUCACAGUUACCCCAACUCCAAAAUCAAAAGUUUACUUAGAAACCCCUAACUGGGUAGAUGGUCUGCCUUCCUACAUGAACAUCUACUGGAACAUCAGCGUCCCACAGAAGAAAAUGGCACAACUUCAAUUCUUAUCUGAAUGGAAGGAUUUUACUUGUGAGAAGGCAUGGGCUUAUGUCCAUGUUAAAGAACAGAGGCCAAAUGCAGAAGAAAUCUCACGCCGUAAUGAUGUAUCACUGCCAAAGACUCUAGAUAUGCAUCAUAAUUUCUGGUUAAACAUCAGUAACUGUAAACCAAAUCCUAUGAAAUUUCUGGCCAUGCAGUUCGCGGUGACAAUUGCUGACAAAAAAUCAGCUUUGGCUAUCAUCAUUGGUGCGGUGGCUGGUGUGCUAGCAGUGGUAACAGUUAUCGGGAUUGCUGUAUGCUGCAUUAAGAAAAAGAAGAAAAAGGAAAAUCCCCAGACCCCAGUGGUGGGAGUAUAUAAUACUAAUGUCAACACUCAGCUCCCCACAAAACCAGGUGUAUUUAAAAAGGGGAGGAAGAACAAUGAAUCUCAUGUCUAUGCAGUCAUUGAUGACACCAUGGUUUACGGGCACUUGCUGGAUAACUUGAGUGUUCCUGGAAAUGCUGAGAUAGGCGUGUACCAGCCUUUUACUGGGGCCAUAAGUACUAAGCCUCCAUCUCCACCUCCAAUUUCAUCUUUCAGGAAAAUGUCCAAACUAUCUACGACUGAGGAGUCCUCCACACCGAUGACUGACAGUGAGAUAUAUACCUUUGCACACCGUGCUCUGGAGCCACUUAAAAGCAAUGGUGACACACAUAUUAGUGGUAACGGAGAGGUAGACACAUCCUUACUUGGAAAAAAAGAACUGGAAAACUCAGUGUUAUAACCAUGAUACAAAAUCUAAGACUCCUCAGGGACAUAGAAGGAACUGUGGUUGACACACACACACAUCUCCCCCCCCUUAAAAAAGAAUUAUUUUAAAGCCUAUUUUUAUACAGUUUCCUUUGUGGCUCACGUCAGUUUUUAGAAUGAAUUUUCAGAUCAUUUACCAUGAGUGCAUUACCCAGAAAUGUCCAGAAUUUUGAACACAGAAAGGGAUGGCAAAGAUGCUUUUAAAACUUAUAUUAUAAUAAGACUAUUUAAAUAAAGCUAAGUACUGGAUAUUAAAUGGACUGGGAAAAUUGCAUUGCCAAAACCACCUAUUGAUUUCUUUGGCUCUUGAGGAUGGGCUAACAUUGAUUUGAAGAUUGCAACCAUGCUGCAGAAUAAAUACUUGUGGUGGGGAAAUGGCAUAGCUCGAAGAGGGCUUUCCUAAUUCAGAAGUGUGCCCAUAAGAAGAUGACUUUUGUUGAUUGUGUAGCUCUAAGUUGUCUAUGACCUAGGAUUACACCAGUAUAGACAUCUGUGCAACAAAACAAAAAUGAUGGUUGUGUCUGAAAAUGAGAAUUCCCUAUCCAAUUAGUUGUGUAAUAUAUGUAUAAUAAAGUAUUUUAUUUGUAUUUUUCUUUAUAUGGAAAUAAUUUGGUGAAUUUUAACCAACAGUCAGGACUGAUGAUUGUGAAAGGUUGGGCAUUCGUCAUCCUGGGUUGCCAAAAAUCUAAUGCGAGGAAAUUAUUACUUCAGUAUUAAAGCUGUGUCUGACACACACAGUAGCCUCCCUUUAUGCUGAAUUCUCAGUUUAUAAUGCAGAGCAUGGUAGUUUUAAAUAUGGAACAUAUAUAUUGGAGAAUAAAACAAAGGUCUGAGUAACUUGUGGGGCUGAGUCCAGCUGGUUUUCAGAUAGGUUUAUAGUCUGAAGAAACGGCAAGGUACCAGUAAGCUACUUCUAGGUUUCCUAGAAAUCGUACUGUAUAAAUAUAAGACAACUGUGGCCAGUAUUGUAUCAAUGGUCAAUACACUUCUCUACAAUUAGAGAAGCACAGUGCUGUACAAAGCAAUAAUUGCAAUUUAAUGCUAACAUGCAGAUGUCCCAGCCGUUUACACAAUACUGAACUUUAUGCAGGGGUCGUUUCGUAGAAAAAGAGCUAGGGGAACUCAUUAGCAUAGCUCAUUAGCA